AUGCAGGCGAAAAAAUUCAAUAAUGUCAUCACUCAGUAUCGUACAACAUUGGCCCGGCAGCGAUUACACCGGCUUCAACAGUCCUUGUACAUUUCAUCGACUCGUUUGAACUGGUUAUCGAGGUGUCCACGUAGAACUACAAGCCGCAAAAUAUGUUAA
Ostreococcus lucimarinus CCE9901 is the source of this 159-nucleotide messenger RNA. RefSeq lists its product with no specific name. Lineage: Eukaryota; Viridiplantae; Chlorophyta; Mamiellophyceae; Mamiellales; Bathycoccaceae. The coding region runs from base 1 to 159 and encodes 52 amino acids. The record is from RefSeq and is a predicted model, not a curated record. The transcript has a single exon.